Ornithodoros turicata is the source of this 2688-nucleotide messenger RNA. RefSeq names its product solute carrier family 22 member 13-like. Gene Ontology annotation, biological process: transmembrane transport. Bases 139 to 1833 code for a protein of 564 amino acids. NCBI's taxonomy places the organism in Eukaryota, Metazoa, Arthropoda, Arachnida, Ixodida, Argasidae. The transcript is spliced from 10 exons. Gene Ontology annotation, cellular component: membrane. The record is from RefSeq and is a predicted model, not a curated record. Gene Ontology annotation, molecular function: transmembrane transporter activity.
AGAACGCGCGACGUUGGCUCCAAGGAAUUCGAAGCCAAUGACACAGGCAGGAAACGAAUCGCACGGAUCUCCGGUGACCGACAAGAGCAGCUUCGGCGUGGCCAGCGUCGACGUCACGAAGCGUCUGCGAACGAAAGAAUGACUUUCGAAGACGCUCUCCACGAAAUUGGAGGCUACGGCCGCUUCAACAAGACGGUCUUAACGGCAGUGGUCGUUAUAGGAACGUGGCACGUGACCCUGGGCUACUUCGGACACUUGUUCCCGCUCCUGACUCCCGAGAGUCAAUGGUGCCUUAUUGGCGGGAAUGGGUCAGACUCGCUCGAUUUGCCAGGCAUGACGCGCGGCCCGUGUCAGUUUGUGACCGCGACGAACAACGUGUCAAAUAUGUCGGCCGUGGUGAACAAGGACGGGACGUGUGACACAGGAUGGGUGUACGACAUGAAUGAAUUGUUCGUGACUGUCACUAUGGAGAACAAUUGGGUAUGCGGAGAAAGCAACAAGUUAUACACCAUUCACACUUGCCACUGGAUUGGCUCUCUCGUGGGCUUUCUUGUGUCUGGCUUCGUAGCUGAUAGGUUCGGAAGGAAGAGGACAGUGAUCGGCCUACUUGCUGUAACGAUCAUCGCAAACCUGGGAUGCGUCUUUUUUUCCAGUCAUCUCUCGUUCUAUGUGUUCCGUUUCCUUGCUGGUGCAGGGACCUACACCAGCAGUACUUCAUCCUUUAUACUCGUAAUGGAAUAUACCGUUGCGACACGGAGGACCCUUGUGGCGUUUAUCUGGGGCGUCAGUUGGACCUUUCUCGCCACAGCUUAUCCCUGGUACGCCUACUACAUUUCCAACUGGAGGGGUCUCCUUCUCACCACCGUUGCGCUAGACGUCAUUCUACUGGUACUUUACUGGUGGGCACCAGAAUCUUCUUCGUGGCUUAUGGCCCGCGGGAAAAAGGAAAAGGCUUUAGCCUUGCUCAUGCGGAUCGCAAAGUUCAACGGUAAGGUUGUGCGAGCAGACCAUCUGGAGACGGCUCUCUUUCGGGCUUACGGCACCGACAUGUGGGGAGAGGUGAACCCGGACGGCAGCAAGCGCAGUUUCUUCCGGAACACCAUGGCGCUGUUGGAGACGCCCAGGAUUCGCAGGAACACCCUCCUUGUACUCGUUAUUCAGUCCUUAAUUACACUGUGCGGUUACGUGGGCUCACUGCAGCUGGGUAGAAUGGGCCUCGACGUGUACGCCACCUACUCCGUGGCUUCCGCUUUCGAGUUCCCCAUGAACAUCUUCUGCAUCGUGGCGUUGGACCGCGUUGGAAGAAGGUGGCCAAAUGUUGCCUUUGUGUUCAUCGGUGGCAUCACAUGUCUCGUCAUGACCGUUGUUCAGCCUGAAUCCACCGUAUGGACCUUAGUGAUGGCGGUGAUGUUUAUGACGUGCUUCAGCGGUGCCUUCAAUAUCACCUACCAGGUCUGCUCCGAGAUCUUCCCCACCGUGGUCCGUGCCAGAGCGGUCCUACUUCAGAGGGUCACCGGAGAACUUGGAAGUAUUCUCGGAACUGAAGUAGCCGCUACGGUGGAAUACAACCGUUACAUGCCCCUGCUAAUAUGUGGGGUUCUAUCGGUCAUCAACUCAUUCCUGCUCUUAUUCCUGCCUGAAACUGUGGGCAUACCACUUCCACAAACCAUCGAGGACGGAGAAAAUUUGGGAAAGGAUCGAGGCCUCUGCUUCUGUCCUUGCCUGUCCCAGGAGAAAUCGCCUCCCGAAAUGUGCCGUCACGGAGAAUAUGUGCAAAAUGGAGACCCACCAUGCGCUGCUGUUGAGUGGAGGGUUGAACAAUCUGCGCUUUAAUGUAGACCCUAAUCUAGAAUUAUCACUGGGUUGUUGCAGACGAGGGCCCACGUAGUACGUGCAUGACUUCUGGCUGCGUGUACGAUGACACAGUUCUAUAGCUACGACCUCCGAGAACAAUGAUCAUCACCUUCAUCCAGAACCAUCCCCUCCACUGAUCCAUCGGUGACAGAGCUUAUAUUGAUAUGUAUAGGCUUAAAUAAUGUUUUCUGAUGUUGCAGACCUCGGCCAUUUCAGCAGAGCCCUAGCCUGGAAAGCAUGCGAUAUAGUGUUACAGGUAGUGUGUGUAUAGUGUUAUACAGUAAACCCUCUUUAAUAUGACCCCCGAUAAUCUGACAUACGCGCUUUACGGCCAUAACUCCUGGGCAGCAAUGCAGUGAAACCUCUCCAAAUCCCCCCGUUAAUAUGACAAUUCCGCAUUAUGACCAAAAUUUUCGGGAACGACCGCGGUCAUCAUAACGAGGGUUCACCGUAGUGUUAUAGUGUUAGUUACAUGGGAUGUCGCGUGCGUCGCAUGCAAACUAACUGCUAAAAACGGGCUGCUAAAAAUGUGGGAACCCCGCGACUAUUCCGUGUCUUACUUUGGGCUCUACAGUUAAACGAAAAGCCAUGUUGAAGUCAAUUGUUUGGUGGAGUACCGGGCACAGGAAGCGGUAAUGGGACCAAGUAAGUUCUUUGACGACUUCGCGUAACGCAAUAUUGCGUGACCUACGCUUUUUUUAAUGCUACGCGUUUACGUAGCAGCGCAAUGGAAUUGUGUUUUGAUCUUGUCAAGCUGCUUCUUGCAGCUUUUUUCACUGGCCACAUUGUACCUGCUACAACGUGAAAUAAAGUUUAAAUUCAAUCCAACUUCAA